Messenger RNA from Hypoxylon fragiforme, 1194 nucleotides. RefSeq lists its product as uncharacterized. NCBI's taxonomy places the organism in Eukaryota, Fungi, Ascomycota, Sordariomycetes, Xylariales, Hypoxylaceae. Bases 81 to 983 code for a protein of 300 amino acids. The transcript has 2 exons. The record is from RefSeq and is a predicted model, not a curated record.
CCGUUCAAACAUUCUAUUCUACGGUGACCAUCAAGCGAAACUCCAUCGAUGUACUAAUACCAUUACUCCCCACACUCACCAUGCAUAUGCUACUUGAAGUCAUUUUCCUAUCUGCCUUCUAUGCGAGAGUUGAGGCCUUCCCAGGAUGGCCGACGGGUGGGAUCUUGGUGACGGGCAAUGCCGUGCAGUUUGAUAGGGAAACUUGGGAGCGUGAACUUGCCCAGCCGAAUGCAACUGGUAGUUCAUCAGUGACCGGCUUUGACCUUUCACAAAGGUGGCCAAGCCAGCAAGUAGACGGCUGGACGCUCUCUUUGAAUGUCAGCCGUGACAUACCAGACUCUCAGACACUGAACCCAACCAAUGGAACUGGUAGAGCCUUCACCGGUACCAGCAUCUUUCUCAGAGCGCCCAACACUAUCCAAGAAUCCUUCUCAGACCAGGCAGCACUUGAUAAUACCACAUGGAAAAUAUGCGUAGCGGUAAUCCCAAAUGGUCCACUGGAUGAUUCCUCAGAAGAUGGCACAUGCAGUUUUCUUUCAUCACAAUGCAUUACCGAUCUGCAGCAGGCAUAUGCAGAUAAGUUUUCCCGGAAUCAAGAUUGCUAUGGAACUCCGCCAUCAACGCCAUCAAGUUGCGGAAGCUUGGUCAAUACUGCCAAUUUCGGAGUUCAACAGUUUCCACUGAGCUCUGUCAAUGGAACAGAAGUGUUUGUCACGGCUUCAGAUGGCCAUGACGCUGGAAACGAGACAGCUUGGGACAACGCGACUCGCCAAGUCUGGCCUGUCUUAACUACGUGGGGAUGGAACGUACGAGCAAACGCGCCGAAUGAUUCUUCUCCUCAGGUUCAGCUGUCAUGUAUCCGGGCGAACAACAUAGAGCCUGGCAGCGAGCCUCCCGCGUCUUUGGCGAAAAAGCUUCGUGGUUCAGUAACUAUCGCACUUGGUGUCGCUGGUUCAGUAGCUUUUAUUGUUUCUGGCUGGUAGGGCGAAUCUGAACUCCAGGGUUUAUUAUUUUUUUACGUCGAUACCGUUCCAACCUACUGUUGAGUUAAGAACUGACGGACUGCCAUAUAUAAUCUAUAUUUGCCAGGCAUACACUCGCGGGGUCUCAUUUGUACUUUUGCCUGCAAUGAUUUAUGCCUUUAUAUAUGUAUCAUUCGCAUAUAUGUGGCAACUUAUGUAACAAAAAAAAGCA